This is a messenger RNA of Carassius gibelio (silver crucian carp), 1208 nucleotides long. Its product is annotated as dehydrogenase/reductase SDR family member 7B-like. The record is from RefSeq and is a predicted model, not a curated record. The coding region runs from base 171 to 1103 and encodes 310 amino acids. The transcript has 7 exons. Gene Ontology annotation, molecular function: oxidoreductase activity. Lineage: Eukaryota; Metazoa; Chordata; Actinopteri; Cypriniformes; Cyprinidae. Gene Ontology annotation, cellular component: membrane.
GAAAGAACCCUGGAGUCUGGAUCAUAUUUGUCCUUUAUCAUAUUCAUUGUUUUUAUGUCCUUGCUGGAUUCUGUAGAGGGCGUGAUGUCUUCAGAAUCCUUCCAGAAUUUCAUUGGACAGCCGAAGUCACGUGAGGGUGUUGAGUUCCGGAUGGUCUCCGCUCACGACAGAUGGAGCGUGUGUUAGGUUUAGGCGUUGGGCCAUUGGCAGCUGGGACUGUCGGGUUGCUGAUUUUGCUGAAAGUGAUCCAGAGAUUGAGACACAAGCAGAAUCUUCAGGAUAAAGUGGUGGUGAUCACUGGAGCCAGUUCAGGCCUGGGCAAAGAGUGUGCAAGGGUUUUCCAUGCGGCAGGGGCCCGACUGAUCUUGUGUGGACGGGACCAGAAGAGACUGCAGGAGGUCGUAGAGGAGCUCAGAAACAAAACUUAUGGAAAGAUACAGACUUACUCUCCCUGCACUGUGACCUUUGACCUCUCCAACACAUCUCGGGUUUCCAGUGCCGCCGAGGAGAUUUUGAAGUGCCACGGUCAUGUCGAUGUCCUCAUCAACAAUGCAGGCAUUAGUUAUCGUGGCAACAUCCUGGACACCCAUGUAUCAGUUCAGCGUGAUGUCAUGGAGACGAACUACUUCGGCCCUGUUGCUCUUACACAAGCCAUCCUGCCUUCGAUGGUGGAUAGACGCAGUGGACACAUUGUUGUCAUCAGCAGCGUGCAGGGAAAGAUCUCCAUACCGUACAGAUCUGCGUAUUCUGCAUCGAAGCACGCGACGCAGGCCUACUUUGAUUGUUUGAGGGCAGAGGUCAACAGGCUCGGCCUGCAGGUGUCUGUCAUCAGCCCUGGUUACAUCAGAACAAACCUGUCCAUCAAUGCAGUCAUGGGGGACGGCUCAAAAUAUGGAGUAAUGGACAAAACCACAGCGAAGGGACGGGAUCCAGUGGACGUGGCACGUGCUGUUCUGAAAGCUGUCUGUCACAAACAGAAAGACGUGGUUUUGGCCGGGAUGCUGCCUACUGCAGCCGUCUAUCUGCGUACUCUGUGGCCCGCUCUCUACUUCAGACUGAUGGCUUCACGGGCCGCAAAAGAACAGAGACUGAAGGAGGAAUAAGAGAAAACGCUAUUAAAAGAAAUCUUUCUUCUGAAGGAUUCAUAGCUAAAAAGUUUCAUUUUUGUGUCUAAAAGGAAAUGUAUUUAAUAAAUAUUUUAAAAUGGA